AUGGUCCCAUUGGGAGUUUUGCUAUCUCCCUCUCCUCUGAAGCGAGGUCAGGCCAACUCUAACCCUGAGAGUCUUAAUUUUCAAUCCCCUUCGGUAAGGGAGGGCACUUCAGUGACUUCCCAUACUCAGAAUUGCUCCUCUCACUCUGAUUCCCUCCGGAUUUCAACCUGGGGGCGGGGGGCGGGGUGGUUUGGGGAAAACACUGAAGGAGAUACAGCGCAGUCGAGAUGGGGAGGGAGGAAGCAGGGGAGGAGGAGGGACCCUUCUCGGCUGCGCCUAUAAGUCGGAGAGAGCGCGGGCUGUGAGCUGAGCAUUCCCUCAGCCCCGGCCCUGAGGGUGGGUCGGUGCGGAGAGGACUGGAAAGGCAGUGCUCCGGGGCAGUAAUGCGGGACUCCGGGGACCCGGCUGGAAAGAGCCGGCGUCGAUUAAGGCGGGUGACUGGGCCAGGGGAGCGCCAGGCUGCCUGCUGGGGGGAGCUGUCCGCGGUGCUGGAGCGUGCGGCGGCGGCGCCGCGGAGCUGAGCUGGAAGCCAGAGAGCUCUAGCCCGCUGGGGAGAGGCGGGGGCACCCGGAGACGAGAGGACCAUGCCUGGAUUGCGGCUCCUGAGUCUCGUGGAGGCGGGAACCUACGCCACCCGCCAGCAGGCUCCUUGAAGGCUUCACUCCCAUCCCCAGUUGUGGCUCAACCAAACACCUGUACCCGUCCCUUUACUCCCACCCCUGAAGACAUGGAGAGCCUGAAUGAUGUGCACAAUCCAUUGCUGGCCAGGAGUAAUGGCCAUCUCGCCAGCCCGUAUCCCUUCCAUGAGGACUCUCCUACUUGGGACUGCCAGGAGAAGCUCUAUUCCUACCUCUUCGGCAGCACCCACCAGGCCAGAACCCACCAAUUGUUAGAUGCAGGGUCCCUGCAGCUGGCUGUAGAGGCGCUCUAUGGGUCCAACUUUCUCCUCGUCAAGGACAAAGCAAAGGAGUGGAAAGGAGAUAGCUGUGAGACUACCUUCACAGAGAGCAAGGAGCCCCAGGCCAGCACCCCUGAGAGAGUCCAGAGACCUGGUGAGGCUGAGGAGGAUGCCAAAAUCCAGACAGUAUCCUUCGAAGUGGAAGAAGAGUUUCUAGAGGUGGAGGAAGAAGAUGACGAUGAGAGUGAUUCCUCCAGUGCCAGUGAGAGUGAAGAUGGUUUCCUCACGCUUCCACCAAGGGACCACCUUGGUCUCGCCAUCUUCUCCAUGCUUUGCUGCUUCUGGCCCCUGGGCAUUGCUGCCUUCUACUUCUCACAAAGGACCAGCAAGGCCAUCUCCAAAGGGGACUUUCACCUGGCCAGCAUGACUUCUCGACGAGCCUUCUUCCUGGCCAUCCUCUCCAUCACCAUUGGCACCGGUGUCUACAUUGCAGUGGUAGUGGCACUGGUGGCUUACUUGUCCAAGAGCAGCCAGGGCUAGUGGGACCCAGUUUGCCUCCCUUGAGCCUCACUCAGCCCCUCCCCACCAGGGGUGCAGGGGAGCUGAGCCCAGAAUCUAUCCUUGGAUACUUAUACCCUAGGUAUCCUGAUGUUUGCAGACAAACCAGAGCCAAGAGCCCUGGACACUUGCUUCUCAACAUGAAUCCAUUUCUGUCUUCUGAAAGGAGCUGAAGAAGAGAAUGCUGUCAGGCUCACCUCCAUCUAGCCUCAGAGACACUUGAUCUCACCUCACAUUUAGUUCUCCCCUUAUGUAGGCCCCUACCUCAAUAAGGAGUCCAGGGAGCUAAUUUCACUGGCUCCCUUUUCCUGUCCUUCAAUUCAACCCCCCCCCCCCAUCAAUUCUUCCCAAUCUCAGUUACAUUCUCACUGUAGGAAACAGAGCGGUCAAUGACCCCAUCGGGGUAAACCAGGACAAGUACCAGUUCUGGCCCAACAACAAGCUGGAGGCAGGCCGAAGACACAAGCCCACUCCACUCCCACCCUGUUCUGUCCAUUUCCCUGGAGACAGCUCCAUAUCCAUUGUAAGUACUCCUUAAUCUCCCAAGUCUCCCAGGAAGUGAGAGGAUGGUGAAUGGGACUUGAUAUUGAGGUUACUGAUUAGAAGGAGCAGAAGACCUAAUCAAAACCACCAGAGAGUCACUCUAUCCAGCCAAGUCAAAAAUAGAUCUGGUCCCCCCACCUGGACACAUGGAUUUUGAACUUAUUGUCUGUCUAUGACAAAAGAUUCCAAUUUCCUUUUCUCUUGCCAAACACAGAAAACAUCCAUUUCAGUUCAAUUAAACCAAUAUUUAUUAAAUGCCUGCCCUGUGCUUUGCUUUGCAAAGGGCUCAAUGCUGGGGGUAAUAUACAAUUUUUAAAAAAGGAAUAUCUUGAUCUUCAUAGAAUUUUACACUCUAGUAAUCGUCUUUGAUAUAUCAUACUUUCUUUUGCCACCUGGUGGAUAUGGUUGAGUUGUGAAGAGAGAAUGAAUGAUUGGUCAUUAAAAACCUUUAAAAAUA
Molecule: messenger RNA, 2456 nt
Organism: Monodelphis domestica (gray short-tailed opossum)
Lineage: Eukaryota; Metazoa; Chordata; Mammalia; Didelphimorphia; Didelphidae
Gene: SYNDIG1L
Product: synapse differentiation inducing 1 like
Cellular component (GO): intracellular membrane-bounded organelle; membrane
Source: RefSeq, a predicted model, not a curated record